CUCCGCUCCCCGCCAACUCGCCUUCCUUUCACCUUUCGCCAUGGUCCCCAAGCCCGUCUGGCAUGACCGCCCCGUCGAGAAGACGUACGACCCCGAGGUCAAGACCGACGCCGCCGUCCCCGAGCUCGAGACGCCGCUCGCGACCAAGGUGAGCGGCCGCUGGUGGAAGGGCGACAACAAGCCGACGGUCCGCACCUCGGCCGGGAGCAAGAACAAGGACCAGCUCGACAAGGCGUGGAAGGCGCGAGCCGAGCGCAACCAGCGCGACAAGGCCGUCAAGCUCAUCGAGAAGGAGAUCAAGGAGGAGAAGGUCGCCGACCUCGAGCGCAAGAAGGAGAUCACGAAGCAGCGCCGCGAGCGCGAGGCCGAGAAGCUUCGCCUUGAGCAGAUGGCGGCACGGAUGAGCGCAAAGAAGCUGCAGCGCAUGAAGAAGCGCCUCGGCCGCAGCAAGAAGGUUGCCGGCUGAGCGUUUCUGCGUUCCCUCGUCCUGCGGGCGGUCUCUCCCCUCCUGUUGUACCUCCUUCCUCCUCCUCUCCUGUUGUAAUGGGUACACCGGGUCAAGCUCACGUCUCGUCAGCGAGCCGCACUGGACCCGUUCGUCU
Messenger RNA from Rhodotorula graminis WP1, 602 nucleotides. RefSeq lists its product as uncharacterized. The transcript has 3 exons. Lineage: Eukaryota; Fungi; Basidiomycota; Microbotryomycetes; Sporidiobolales; Sporidiobolaceae. Bases 41 to 466 code for a protein of 141 amino acids. The record is from RefSeq and is a predicted model, not a curated record.